Oryza sativa Japonica Group (Japanese rice) is the source of this 906-nucleotide messenger RNA. The record is from RefSeq and is a predicted model, not a curated record. Lineage: Eukaryota; Viridiplantae; Streptophyta; Magnoliopsida; Poales; Poaceae.
GGAGGUUGGCAACGUGGGUAUUCUUCUCUUGGGCCUCAAAACCCAAUGCCUCGCUCACCAAAGCACACGCUUCCGCUUCUCUUCCCAGUGGCCAUUGCGUCGGCGGCGGAGGGAUGGCGAAGGCCGGUGGGGGGAUGAUCUGGGCGACGGCGGAGGACCUGGCGCGGAGCCGGCCGGUGGUGCUGUCGCUGUACAGGCAGAUCCUGCGGGCGCUGAACUCGCCGGCGCUGCCGCUGGGGCACGCGGCGCGGCUGGCGAAGAAGGCGGAGUGCCGCGCCAUCUUCAUCUUCGCCGCCGAGGAGAGGUCGAUCCACAACAUCCGCGAUCUCCUCGACGCCGCGCGCCACACCCUCGGCCUCCUCCACCGCGGCCGCGUCCCUUGAGAGAUGAUGCUGAUGGGUAGGGUGAAGAUGAAGGCCAUGCCACAGGCAAAUAGUAGACCCCACCAUGGAAGCUGGACCUCAUGCUUCAGGACAGUGCAGAGGAUAAGUGCCACUGUCAUCGAAAGCGCCAUCAGUGAGUAGAACCACCACACUGGUAUGUCAUCGUACUUCUUCAUCAGCCUAGUGUGGAUAUCAGGCUUCUCCUUCUGCGAAGCUCGAAAACGGUGAUAGAUUUCCCUGCACAUUUGUUUGUCCGGUUCAGAUACAGAAGAUGUACCGUGUGAUUGUUUCAUGUAUUUAUGUACUGAUCAGAGAAUAUCUUACUUUCCAUAGAAGAGGCCGACGUGGGUGACAGUGGAGGCAAUGGUGGCAAAACUUAGACCAUAAGCGAGCGCGAAGAACACACUGAGGUUGAUCCUGCCAAGCUUAUUGUGCGAGGAGAAGAUGGGGAAUGUCUUGGCAUUGUACAGGUCGAAACCCCAGUAUGCUAUGGGAACGAGCACAUAGAGGAAGAGCACGAAGC